This is a messenger RNA of Chenopodium quinoa (quinoa), 3333 nucleotides long. RefSeq names its product protein RRP6-like 3. The transcript is spliced from 12 exons. The coding region runs from base 165 to 2981 and encodes 938 amino acids. Gene Ontology annotation, molecular function: nucleic acid binding; nucleotide binding; 3'-5'-RNA exonuclease activity. NCBI's taxonomy places the organism in Eukaryota, Viridiplantae, Streptophyta, Magnoliopsida, Caryophyllales, Amaranthaceae. Gene Ontology annotation, cellular component: nucleolus; nuclear exosome (RNase complex). The record is from RefSeq and is a predicted model, not a curated record. Gene Ontology annotation, biological process: nuclear polyadenylation-dependent rRNA catabolic process; nuclear polyadenylation-dependent snRNA catabolic process; poly(A)-dependent snoRNA 3'-end processing.
UCAUGGUCCUGUCCUGGAGGACCUAACUCAGCUAACAAGCCCUCUUUAGCGUUUGAGUCAAUGCCCCCAGUAGUCUCUAGUUUCCCGCCGCUUCUGGAAAUCCAACAUUUCUUUCAAAACAAGAAAGCAGUGAACAAUUGACUCCAAGCCAAACGAAGAAGAAAAUGCGACAGAAAGAGCUGAAAUUCAGCAUUGCAAUCGCAAUCGCAUGCAUCUCCGCAAUCUCUCUCUACUUUACUCUUGAUCAUCGCCGACGACGUCGUUGUGCCAGAUUAUCGUGCUAUUUAUCCUCUGAAUUCAAGCCACAAUCUUCUUUCAAGCGAGUUUUGGCUGAUAAUUCUUACUCUUCUUUCAAGCAUCUUAAGCUUUCUGAUUCUAGUAAUGCUGCUGAAUCAUCUAAUUUGCACCCUUAUGAUAGAGAGAUUAUGACGUUGUUGGAGAAUACUCAAAAUGAUUAUAUCAUUUUUGAUGAGAUUUCAAUGACGGAAAUGAGCAAGUCACAUGUCUGGGUGGAGUCAGAGUCACAAUUACAAGAACUUGUUGAUGUAUUGAGUAAAGAGAAGUUAUUUGCUGUGGACACAGAGCAGCACAGCCUACGAUCAUUUCUGGGUUUCACUGCUUUAAUACAGAUUUCAACUCAGAAGGAGGAUUAUCUUGUCGACACCAUCGCUUUACAUGACUCUAUUCAUAUGCUGCAGUCUGUUUUCUCUGAUCCUAAUGUUGUCAAGGUGUUUCACGGUGCAGACAAUGAUGUGCUUUGGCUGCAAAGAGACUUCCACAUUUAUGUGGUUAACAUGUUCGAUACUGCAAAGGCAUGUGAAGUUCUAUCUAAACCACAUAAAUCUCUGGCAUACUUACUUGAGACCUAUUGUGGUGUUACCACAAACAAAUUAUUACAGCGCGAAGAUUGGAGACAGCGCCCUCUUCCUGAAGAGAUGGUGGAGUAUGCCCGAUUAGAUGCACAUUUUCUUCUUUAUAUAGCACGAUGCUUGAUCAAGGAGCUUGAAGCAAAAGAUAAAGAUACCAGUCAACCAAAAGAUUCAACACCUCAGGAUGUCAGGUUCCAAUUCCUCCCCGAGGCUAUUCACAGGUCAAAUACGAUUAGUUUGCAACUGUUUUGUAAAGAGUCUGAUUCUUUUCCUGGAGAAUCUGUAGCAUCAUCAAUAAUUUCUCGUUAUUUGAAUAAUCAAGGAGUUUUUGUCUCUGAAAUUUCAGGACCACAGGUCCAGAAUCACAUAAGAAAACUUUGCGCCUGGAGAGACUUAAUGGCUCGUGUUCAUGAUGAGAGCUUGAGAUAUGUAUUAUCAGACCAGGCUAUUGUUGCUCUUGCGGAAAAGAACCCAGUAUCUGAAACAGAAAUCUACACCGUCAUAUCUGCAGCUGAUGAAGAUAAUGAUUCAAACCCAUCCUCAUUCAGCAUAAUAUCACCAUCUCCUGUGAUCUACAGUCAUUGGGAUGAUGUCCAUGGCUUGUUGAAAGAAGAACAAAGCAACUCUGUUGAUAUUUUGAGAAGGCUUCUUCAUAAGCACCUUGGUCCAAAUGGGAGUUGCUCUCUGUCUACUUACAACUACAAUCUUCUCUUUGGUUCCAACCUGAAACUUGAAAAUGGGUCAAUAUCUAUGAAAAUUGGGGUGAGAAGUGGAAAGCUAGUUACACGCAAGGCUUCUAGAGAGCUCUUUGUUCAAAAAUUCUCAUGCAAAGCUCCAGUUUAUCAUAACUGUAGGAUAUAUGCUAGUGACGGCCGGUUGCUAUGCUAUUGUGAUCACAAAAAGCUUGAAUGGUACCUUAGCCGCAACUUAGCAAAAGUUAUGGAUGACAACCCUCAAGCUAUCAUGCUUUUGUUUGAACCCAAGGGACGCCCAGAAGAUGAAGACAAUGACUUCUACAUCCAAAGUAAAAGAAACUUGUGUGUUAGCUGUGGUGAGAACAAACAUUAUUUAAGGUAUCGGAUAAUACCUUCUUGCUACAGAAUGCAUUUUCCUGAGCACCUCAAAAGCCACCGUUCUCAUGAUAUAGUCCUGCUGUGUGUUGAUUGCCACGAAGUUGCUCACGCCGCAGCCGAAAAGUAUAAAAAACUUGUUGCAGCUGAAUAUCGUAUACCACUUUAUGUGACGAAAGUGGUAGAUUCAGGACAACUGCAACAUACUGAGACACCUGAACUGCAAGAUCAGGAAGUAGGUGUUUCACCCUUGCAACUGCGAACAGCAGCUAUGGCGCUUCUGAGGCAUGGACCAAGGAUGCCAUCCAAACGUCAUGAGGAAUUGGUGAAGGUUGUCCGGACUUAUUAUGGAGGUAGGGAGAUAUCACAUGAAGACCUUGAGGCAGCUUUACAUGUUGGCAUGAGUCCUAAUGAAAGGAGAAAAUUUGAGAAAAAAAGAGGGGCUUCCUAUAAGCAUUCCUUGGCAGAAAAUUUUUCAGGUGAGGUACCUGGGAACAAUUCUGCUGACAUGCUUGAACCGGGCAACCAUUAUUCAUUAACUAGUAAGCCCAGUGGAUCACUGGAUGCAACAGAUCAAGCAUCGGAUUUGCAGCUAGUCAACAAGCCUGAAACAAGUGUAAAGACAACCUCGUUUUCUGUGAAAGACAUCAGUGGGGAUGCAUUUACUGUUAAUGGUGUACUUAUGACUUCAGCCGACAGUGGAACCUCUGAUGACAAAGAUGUGAUGCUUUCGGAUACUGAAAAUACCUGUGAGAAUAGAAAUCCUCAGCAAGCAACUGUUGAUGGUAGAAAGGGUAAGUCAAAGGUUUCAUUAUUAGGACAUGGGCCUCAUGGGAAAAAAGUUGUGGAUUAUUUGCUCAAAAACCAUGGAGAGGAUGGGAUUCAUGUAUUUUGUCAAAGGUGGCGACAAGUCUUUAUUGAUGCUCUCCAUCCCCGUUAUCUUCCUGGCGGAUGGGAUGUAAAGCACAGUGGAAAGAGAGGUUUUGGAGAAUUUAGCGUUUAUAAUCCUGGGAAGAAGGAUAGUAAUACCAUCCCGGGGUAGCAAGUUUUGCUGAUGAGCUGCUUGAUACGAUACAUUGAUCAGAUGGUUUUCCCGGAAUCAAAAUUUUCACCAUAUAUAUCUCCUUGAUAGUUUCGAUCCUUUCAAGUUCUUGUAUGGCUUGUUUGGGAAUUGGCAUUUGUUAUCAGAUUGACACAGGUACCAAAACUGAAAUUUUGUAAUAGUAUAAAAACCAUUUAGUUUGUUAAUUUGUUUUUUUUUUUGAGAAAAAAAAACCAUUUAGUUUGUUGGACCAUGUGAUAGGUAGAUUGAUUACAAAAUUUUUUGUUAGUGUCAAAUUGUGAAGAGGCCUCAAAAAGAAAGUACUCCGUAAUACAUAACUUUUCCUUUAGCA